Molecule: messenger RNA, 240 nt
Organism: Iphiclides podalirius (scarce swallowtail)
Lineage: Eukaryota; Metazoa; Arthropoda; Insecta; Lepidoptera; Papilionidae
Source: the annotation of a GenBank genome assembly
AUGCUCAAUGGCCGUCGUCGGAUAAAGCACGCGAAUCACCGCAACGGCCACGCAACCAACAAUUUCAACGUCGACGGCGUUGAGUUACGAGGCGGGGGUCUGAUGCUUUAUUAUCCGGGCCAUCUCUUCCGCCCUUGCUCGCUUGCCGGAUCACUCGUGUCGCGUAGCGGGUCCGACGCGUCCGCGUUAUUAAUCUCACCAUUGUAUUUGCCGCGGGCGUGUCGCGACAUGUGCGCGCAC